Sabethes cyaneus is the source of this 4314-nucleotide messenger RNA. RefSeq names its product homeobox protein prospero (gene pros). Gene Ontology annotation, cellular component: nucleus. Bases 1 to 4314 code for a protein of 1437 amino acids. Lineage: Eukaryota; Metazoa; Arthropoda; Insecta; Diptera; Culicidae. Gene Ontology annotation, biological process: regulation of transcription by RNA polymerase II. The record is from RefSeq and is a predicted model, not a curated record. Gene Ontology annotation, molecular function: RNA polymerase II cis-regulatory region sequence-specific DNA binding; DNA-binding transcription factor activity, RNA polymerase II-specific. The transcript has 5 exons.
AUGAUGUCAUCAGAGGAGGACACUGAUUCUUUCGGUUUGUACGUCGAUAAGUUGCUAAAGAAACAUAAACGAGCCAGACAGCGCGUAGACGCGGGAGAGCCAAGAAAUAGUUAUUCUUCGAUACCGAACUUUAGUUCAAGACCGUCCUUCAUGAGCGGUGGUCUAUACGGGGCUAUUUUUAGCCAAAGCCAGCAGCAUUUCGGUGGACUGUUUGGUCCCGGUGGAUACGGACCGGCAAACAAGAUGCUCAACGAGUUGUUGGGAAGACAAGUGAAGCAAGCACAAGACGCCUCUGAUCCGGACAGUGUUAUGCUAUCGUCGAUUGAAGCAGCCAACGUAGCGGAUAGCAAUACCCCAACAAGCAAGCAUGGAUUUGAAAGUACGACAAAUCUGAACAAUAAUAAUAACAGUACGAAUAACAACAAUACCAGUGCUAAUAACAACUCACCCACAUCGGAUGGAUCAGUUUCCAUGAUGGGCCGAAGGAGAAGUAAUAGUCAGAACAACACUGCCAACAGUGGCAACAACAACAGUAACAGUAAUAGCAGUGGUGUUAUAGACCUUGACGGUGGUUCUAGAACACCACAGCCAAACGAUUUGGCGCAUCACAUGUUGCGAAACAUUCUUCAAGGUAAGAAGGAGUUAAUGGCCCUCGAUCACGAAUUACGAACGGUGAGCAAUCAAAGCAGUGUGCUCGGUGAUCGAAUAUCGCCUGAUAACAACAAUGUGAUUAGCAAGAAUAACAAUAUUUAUGACAUUACGAAAUGUGAAACGGUGAACGGUGAUGUUAGUGACUCUAGCGACCAAGGUGCUAAUAAUAAUAGUGCUUCUACCAAAGUGAACCACAAGAACAACGCGACAAAUAAUCAAACCAAUAACAGUGAUAACAGUCAGUCUAAUAGGCCAAUUUCUAUCGAUUCAAAUGCUAGCAAUUGUGAUGAUAUGUUGGUCUCGGACCUGGCUCACACCGAGCGACUUCUGAAUGGAGGUGUUAAUUCUAACAGCACUGGAAGCAGUAAUCGGUGUGCCAGUGUGAACCCGAAGCAGGAGAAAAGUGAUGUGAUUGAUGAAUUGGUGGCAUCGCUUCCGGAAGAUGCCGAUGAAACAAUGCCAUCUCCUGCCUCGGGCAGCAACGGUGUGAUAAUUACCAAACAAGAGCUGGACAUUGAUGAGUGCCUAGAGGAUAAAGAUAGGGAUAACAGAACGCCGAGCCCAGUGCAGAGUAAGAAUGAUUCUGAAUCACUUACGCUGAAGCGGGCACGAGUAGAAAAUAUAGUGUCAUCGAUGCGUGUCAGUCCGGCUUUGUUGUCGUCGCAACCAAAUCAAGUCAAUGGUUGUAAGAAACGAAAACUAUAUCACCCACAGCAGCAUGAUAACAGUGCUGCUGAGCGCUAUGCUGCUGCUGCAGCGGCUGGCUUAAAUUUGGGUCUUACGUUGCAGAAUUUCAUGCUUGGUGCCAGCGUGGAUCCAGACGAUGAUGAUGACGACAUGGAAGUUACUCCACACAUCCAUCAGAAACGGGUGGAGAAAGACGUACUUAAAUCUCAGCUGAGAUCGAUGCAGGAGCAGUUGGCGGAAAUGCAGCAAAAAUAUGUGCAAUUAUGUUCGCGAAUGGAGCAACAAUCCGAUACGCAGGAGGUAGAAGAUAGCGUUAGUGAUAUCAUGGAAGACGAUUCGAAUAAUCCUGAUCUGACUCCAGACAAGUCUUUGCUGCAAAGCUCGCCGGCAUCUACUCCGAUCAAAGACGUUGGUAAGAAUACGGAUGCGUCGAGUAUGCUUCAGAUGAUGAGCAAGAUGAUGUCGGCAAAGAUUCAUAGUCAAAUGCCUCCACACCACCAGCACCUGCAAAGCGGCUUUAACGGGACGCAUUUAUUCUUGCAGCAUAUGCAACAGGCCGGUCUUCCGCAUGAUAGCAUGAGCCAGCACAAUCAAAUGAGCAAUGCAGCCAUGUACCAGAAACUAUUUAUGGAGCAGGAAGCACGGAUGGUGAAAGAAGUCGCUGAACAACAGGAGAGGAACCUGCAAAAUUCGAAUCAACAGCUACUGCAGCAGCAAGCUCUACAACAGCAACAGAUUCAGCAACAACAGCAGCAACAGCAACAGCAUCAACAGCAGCAGGAACGAAAUAUGCAUAAUACCAACCAACAAUUGAUGCAACAGCAGGUUCAGCAACAAAGUCAAACUUCUCAGCCGCAACUGCAAUCACCUCCACAUCAAACAAAUCAAUCACAGCAGCAACAACAGCAACAAAUGCAAUUGCAGCAGCAACAACAACAGCAGCAGCAAAUGCAGCAGCAGCAGCCUCCCCAGCCAAGUCAUAUUUCGCCACCACAAAUGCCACAAAUGCCACAGCUACCGCAUUUGCCACAAAUACCGAAAGGUUCUACGAUUCCCUCGGAUCUAACCAAUCGGUUGAACAUGAUGCGGUCGAGUAAUAACUCUGUGGGACAAAUGUCCGGUUCAGACCUAGAAGGCCUAGCCGACGUUUUGAAAACGGAAAUCACUGCCUCGUUAUCCAACCUUGUAGAUUCGAUCGUUACGAGGUUUGUGCACCAGCGAAGAUUUCUGGGAAAACAGUCAGAAGCAGCAGCAGCCGCUGCCGAACAGCUCAACAAAGAUCUAAUGAUGGCAUCGCAACUGUUGGACCGAGCGAAGUCUCCGCGAACAAAAGUGGCAGCCGAUCGCGGGACAAACGUCAACAGUAGCAGUAGCAAUCUUUCAGGUAAUGGAUCAAUGAUUAAUACCAAUAUCAGUAAUGCACCGAACCCCAACGUGGUGAAUCAGCCUUCUGCUGGAAACCCGAUGAUAACCGGUCAGCAGAGUAACGGGGCACGAUUAAACGGCAGCACAUUCCCUCCAAUGGGAAUGCCAAUGCAUGUGAAUAAUGUGCCCCCGCACGAUCCUAAAAAUAAUCUAAAUUCAAUGAAUAUGCCACCUCAUGUUCGACCUUCUCCCUCUACAGCUAUGUUCCAAACACCGAAGCCUCCGCAAAACCUCAACUCCGUUGCUGCCGCAGCACUGUACAACUCCAUGAAUGCGCUCGGAAACAGCCAGGUGAAUCCGUUCUGUAUGCCAGAGCCUCGAGAAAACCCGGAACAAGCGGAAGCACUGAGCCUUGUGGUAACGCCGAAAAAGAAACGACACAAGGUAACCGACACGCGAAUCACCCCGCGAACCGUAAGUAGGAUUCUGGCACAGGAUGGGAUUAUUCCUUCUGCCAAUCCGAUCCAAUUAGAUCAAAACAACAGCAACCAAGGCAGCAACAACAGUAGCAGUAGCAACAGUAACAACCUAAAUGCCAACAGCACCAACGGAAACAACAAUAAUAACAACAAUAACAAUAGUAGCAAAAAUAACAAUUCGCAGCAGCAGUUCAAUAGCCAGCCACCAAGUGUGCAAGCAAGCACACCGACUGAGAGCCCCUCUCCACGAGGAUCUUUCCACCCACCACCACCUUCGAUGCUACCCGUGUCGUUGCCAACAUCGGUUGCGAUACCGAACCCCUCCCUGCACGAAUCCCAAGUGUUCUCGCCCUACAGCCCCUUUUUUAACCCACAUGGCCCCCCACACGGUGGACCACAUGGGCCACAGCCGUCGCAAUUCCAUCACAUGAAGGUUUCUUCGAGCCCGCCUGGUAUCAAUGGCAUGAUGGACCCACGCGAUUCUCCUCCGUUACCGCACCCGCCUACCAUGUUGCAUCCUGCACUGCUGGCAGCUGCCCAUCACGGCAGUUCACCCGACUAUGGCCACAUCCGAGCGUCGAUGGAUGUCAACGAUCGAAACUCCGAUUGCAACUCAGUCAACGAUAUCUCCUACAACGGCAUGGAGCCUACUUCGUCAACAUUAACCCCGAUGCACCUGCGCAAGGCAAAGCUGAUGUUCUUCUGGGUGCGCUAUCCGAGUUCUGCUGUGCUGAAGAUGUAUUUCCCCGACAUCAAGUUCAACAAAAACAACACCGCUCAGCUGGUCAAGUGGUUCUCCAACUUCAGGGAAUUCUACUAUAUUCAAAUGGAGAAGUAUGCUCGCCAAGCAGUAAGCGAAGGAAUGAAAAACGUGGACGACAUUCAUGUGAGCAACGACAGCGAAAUAUAUCGUGUUCUCAACCUACAUUAUAAUCGGAAUAAUCAUAUCGAGGUGCCCCAAAAUUUCCGAUAUGUUAUAGAACAGACACUGCGAGAGUUCUUCCGCGCCAUUCAGAGCGGGAAGGACACCGAACAGUCGUGGAAGAAAUCGAUUUACAAAAUCAUUUCAAGAAUGGAUGAUCCUGUCCCGGAAUAUUUCAAAUCUCCAAAUUUCCUGGAACAGUUGGAGUAA